Molecule: messenger RNA, 282 nt
Organism: Caenorhabditis angaria
Lineage: Eukaryota; Metazoa; Nematoda; Chromadorea; Rhabditida; Rhabditidae
Source: the annotation of a GenBank genome assembly
AUGAAGACAGCAGUUUUUGGUGGCAAUUCGGGAGAACCGAGUUCACCAUGUGGUGCUCCGCCAUCUCUUACUUUUACACCGUCCUCCACACUUGUUCCACCAUCCAGUCAUCACCAUCAUAAACGGAAUCAAAUUGGAGGUGGCGGUGGAAAUAGUGAAAGAGGAGGUGGAGAGAGAUCGAGUGGCGGGACUGCAACUGGACCAAGCGGACAAAGACCAUCACAUUCAUCGAGAAGAACAAGUCGAAUGCAUAAUGUUUCUGCUUUAGGGGUUAGUUUUUGA